AUGGUUUCUAUCGCAUCUACCAACCCCGGUGGCCGGGUUUCUUCCUUUUUUCUGGCCCUUCUCUUUUUUCUUGGGUUGGCAGGGUAUUGCAAUGCAGCUGUUCAGUGCACUAUCAUCACCAGUGACAACUGUGGUCGUACUAAGCAUCGUUUCAACCACAAGUUGCCUACCAGCCUAGGAAACACGUUCUAUGCUGAUGGCUUUCAUGGUGGCACCAUGUAUGCCAAGUUUCAGGCAAUGCGACAGUCUGUUACAGGCAACAAUGACUUUGUCGACGUGACUUACAACUUCAACCUUGGUGCAUAUGAAGGCACAUACUGGAUCCAGCUUCCAACAUCUUUCGGAGGAGGCACCACGUGUUAUGCGGUCUACAAGAACUGCGACGUCACUAUCAAGUUCUGGAACAGGAGGGAUUCUCUUCCAAGCACUUAUGCUCUGGUGUAG
This is a messenger RNA of Colletotrichum truncatum, 444 nucleotides long. RefSeq lists its product as uncharacterized. Lineage: Eukaryota; Fungi; Ascomycota; Sordariomycetes; Glomerellales; Glomerellaceae. The record is from RefSeq and is a predicted model, not a curated record.